This is a messenger RNA of Topomyia yanbarensis, 508 nucleotides long. Its product is annotated as NPC intracellular cholesterol transporter 2-like. Bases 50 to 508 code for a protein of 152 amino acids. Gene Ontology annotation, biological process: intracellular cholesterol transport. NCBI's taxonomy places the organism in Eukaryota, Metazoa, Arthropoda, Insecta, Diptera, Culicidae. The record is from RefSeq and is a predicted model, not a curated record. Gene Ontology annotation, molecular function: sterol binding. The transcript is spliced from 2 exons.
AACAGGCCUUCCUGGAAUUAUUCCCGAAACAUUUUCGUUUAGUAUCACGAUGUUCCGAAAACUUCUCACGAUUGCUUUCCUCCCAGCCAUAGUUCUAGCGGGCGGCGAUGUCGUUGCAACGAGAGCCUGUUCCGAGGGUCGUCCGGUUCCGCAAGAAGUACGUGUAGACAAUUGUCCUUCGGUGCCCUGUGAACUUCCCCGCGGAGCGGACGCUAACAUGGAGAUGGAUUUUCAGGCUCCGUUCGACGCCACUACGCUGACAACCAGGAUCAUGGCCACCGCCUUGGGAGUGACGGGUCCGUUCGAACUUCCAGCCGAUCGUGCCCGUGCUUGUGAUUGGUUGAUUGGCUCGCAGUGUCCCGUUUCGCAGGGUGAAGAUGUGACGUACAACCUGCAAAUGCCAGUGCUCAGGAUUUAUCCCCGCAUCAGCUUGACCAUCGAAGUGAGCCUGGUUGACGAGGAACAGCGAACCCAUGCGUGCUUCGAACUGGAUGCUCGCGUCGUUUAG